GGAAACGAAUCGGAAGAAAUCCGGAGAGGGGGCAGCGCUCGUUUACAUUUUCACCCCAGGGUGCAUUUGCUCUCUCUUUAGGGUUUCUCGCCGUUUGAUAUCGAAAUCAAUAAAGCUAUAUAUAUAUAUAUAUAUAUAUAUAUAUAUAUAUAUACAUAUUUAUUUAUUUAUCAAUAGAGAGGGGAGAGUUUUGGAGAGAAAUAUAUUGUUUAAGAAUAAUUAGGGUUCAAUUUACGUUUCUCUCCGCAACUCUCUCCAGAAAUUAUUUAUUGUGAAGAACAUGGCGGGUUGUUCACGGUCUGAUGAUGUAGACAUGGUCCCAUUAUCGUCGUCCGAACCCCAAAUCGAUCACAGUGGUCCUUCAAAAUUUUGCUAGUGGUAGAAAUGUCUUUUGCUUGUUAGCCCGGAGGGAGAUAUCCCCAAGAACAAAAUGCUCUCGAAGAUGGCAAUGGGGAGAAGCCUCCAAACGCACUACUGAGUCCACUUUUGAGCCGAGAGGGACAGUGAGAGAUGCAAGGCGUGGUCUUUAUUCAUGGUUUUACAUUUUUCAUAUUAUGUCAGGGCCGAGGCAGAGUCAUUUCGGCAUUUAUCAGCCAAAUAUUGCCCCUUGUUGCCUACUCCGAGGUCAACGAUUGCAGCAGCAUUUAGUCCUGAUGGGAAAACACUUGCUUCUACACAUGGUGACCACACUGUGAAGAUAGUUGAUUGCCAAACUGGAAGAUGCUUAAAGGUGUUGAGUGGUCAUCGAAGAACUCCUUGGGUGGUUCGAUUCCACCCAGAGCAUCCAGAAAUACUAGCAAGUGGAAGUUUGGAUCAUGAAGUUCGCUUAUGGGAUGCAAAUACGUCAGAGUGUAUAGGAUCUCGUGAUUUUUACCGUCCUAUAGCUUCCAUUGCUUUUCAUGCCGAAGGAGAAGUUCUUGCUGUUGCUUCAGGGCACAAGUUAUAUAUAUGGCUUUACAAUAGUAAAGGGGAGACUUCAUCACCAACUAUUGUAUUGAAGACAAAGCGUUCACUUCGAGCCGUGCAUUUUCAUCCACAUGGCGCUCCAUUUCUCUUAACUGCUGAGGUCAAUGAUCUCGACUCUUCAGAUUCCUCGUUGAUCCAGGCAACAUCUCCAGGAUGUUUGCGUUACCCACCUCCUUCUGUAUAUGUAGCAAAUGCUGGUUCCGGUUUUCAUCUUGGUUCGGCUGCUGAACUCCCUCUGAUGCCUUUACCUUUGUUGUGCUUACCUUCAUUUGCAAGAGAUGAUUUGAGGACAGAUCUGCAGCCUGCUAAUAGACCUGUUAAUUCAAGUAGCAUACAGGUUGAAUCUUCUGUUACAAAUCAGUUUCAAACAGAUGCAAAUGCAGCGGAGCAGCAUGACCAUAUGAUGUCUUCUAUGGAGAUUUCUCCUGAUAUACCUUCUAAUUCAUGUGCUACUACAGAGGACACUUCAACCAAUUAUCGCACCAUUGGAAUGCAGUGUUCUGUUCGUGACACUGCAAUGGAUGUUAUGGAUACCACUGAAUUGCAACUCCCAGAGGGGCACCUUCAGUGUAUCUCUAAUCUGGAUUCUUCUGGUGGUGGAAAUAGUGCAGAACCAUUAAUUUCUCAAUCUAGUGGAAUUCCUGGACCGAGAUAUUGCCUGCAAGAUAGGGCUUCUGUUGAAAUUAGGCAACAUCAAUUUUUACCUUACAGAGACCCUCCUACAUGUUGGGGACUACCUUUUCUGCAAGGAUGGUUAAUGGGUCAAAGUCAAGCUGGCAUGCCCUCAGCGCUUUCACUCAAUGGUGGCACACAUGAACGUUCAUCUGAAUAUCUUGCUGUGGGAUCUGCAAUGCUAACAUCUGAUUUGCCUACUUGUAACACGGAGACCCCAGUGGCUCCUUUAGCAAUGCCAUCCAGCAUAAACCGAUCCGUGGUUUCAGAAAGAUCUGGCUUGCAGGAUCGUCAUUCACACACCUUGAAUUCUGGUACCGAGUUCAGGCAAGGUGCUGCUUCUAUUAAUACCCCUCAUAAUGCCACCAGUGAUUCUCUUCGUAUCAUUAGUAGGAUUCAAUCUGAAUUUGCUGCCUCAGUGGCUUCCACAGCACCGUCAGAGUUACCUUGUACUGUUAAGCUAAGAAUAUGGAAACACGAUAUAAAAAGCCCUUGUGCUCCACUUGUUGCUGAAAGGUGCCGCCUAACCAUCCCGCAUGCUGUUCUUUGCAGUGAAAUGGGGGCCCAUUUUUCGCCUUGUGGGAGAUUUUUGGUUGCUUGUGUUGCAUGUGUGCUUCCUCAAAUGGAAGCUGAUCCUGGAAUACCAACGCAUUUCCAGGAUGUCACGGCAGCUGCAAGAUCACCUACCCGACACCCAAUCUCUGCACAUAAAGUCAUGUACGAGCUUCGGAUAUAUUCCCUCGAGGAGGCAACCUUUGGAUCCAUUCUUGUAUCGCGGACAAUCAGAGCUGCUCAUUGUUUAACUUCAAUUCAGUUCUCGCCUACCUCUGAGCAUAUAUUGCUUGCCUACGGUCGACGCCAUAGUUCUCUUCUUAGCAUCGUCAUCAAUGGGGAAACAUCGUUACCGAUUUACACAGUUUUGGAGGUAUACCGAGUUUCAGAUAUGGAACUUGUGAGUGUGCUUCCCAGUGUAGAAGAUGAGGUUAAUGUAGCUUGCUUCCAUCCCUUAGCCGGAGGAGGUCUUGUCUAUGGAACCAAGGAGGGUAAGCUUCGGGUACUGCAGUAUGACGGUGCUCAUGGUGUGAAUUCUACUGCACCAAAUUUUUUUCCAAAGGAAAAUAUGGUUGAGGUCCAGACAUAUGCUUUGGAAUGCUAGGCAGUGGUCAUCGUAGUUCACAUAUGAGGUGUGCAGCUCAACUUGACUGGCUAGAGCUUUCUUCUUGGGGGAAAACUUGGAAAGACUGCGUGCACUUUGAAGGGGGAGGAGUGGCAUAUUCUAUCAAUCAAAGGGAACUGAUGGCGUACUUGUUUUGGAGAUGAUCUGGCUCGUGGGAACUGGGGAUCUUUUAUUCCCUUUUCCCUUGUACUUCUGAUGUGUGUGUGUGUGGGUGGGUGUCAACAUGUACAAUAUGAUGGUCCGGAACUAUCUCAAGGCAAGCUUGAAUCUUCUUUUUUGGUUCUCUCCUUUUCUGUUGUUAAUCAAUCAUCUCACGAUUGAAGCAACCAAAACAACAUUGUAUAUUACCAGAGAAAUAGCUCAGCGUUUGGGGCACACCGUGUUGUAAUUCUAAAACAUGAGCUGCUUGCCCACAAUCAGCUGCAAUAUAUAGCCUCUUUUGUUGUCACGAUUUGUUUUAAUUUAUAGGUGAUCUGCAUAAUGAGUAUUUGUAUAGAGUUAAUUUGGCUGUUUAUUUGAUGUUUGAAGUAAAAGAUUUUAGUUUUUUCCUCUCGGAAAGCUGCCAAUACAAAAUGUCCCUACUUUGGCAAAUUUAAAUAGUUCCUAUCGAUUGUAAAGACAAUACUUGUUUGGAUAAAGGUUGUGGUUUGUUUUGUUGGAA
Messenger RNA from Cornus florida, 3476 nucleotides. RefSeq lists its product as uncharacterized. Gene Ontology annotation, molecular function: protein binding. The record is from RefSeq and is a predicted model, not a curated record. NCBI's taxonomy places the organism in Eukaryota, Viridiplantae, Streptophyta, Magnoliopsida, Cornales, Cornaceae. Gene Ontology annotation, biological process: autophagy. The coding region runs from base 533 to 2794 and encodes 753 amino acids. Gene Ontology annotation, cellular component: intracellular membrane-bounded organelle. The transcript has 16 exons.